Molecule: messenger RNA, 1147 nt
Organism: Andrographis paniculata
Lineage: Eukaryota; Viridiplantae; Streptophyta; Magnoliopsida; Lamiales; Acanthaceae
Product: general transcription and DNA repair factor IIH subunit TFB4
Exons: 12
Coding region: 155-1027 (290 amino acids)
Biological process (GO): regulation of DNA-templated transcription; nucleotide-excision repair
Cellular component (GO): transcription factor TFIIH core complex; transcription factor TFIIH holo complex
Source: RefSeq, a predicted model, not a curated record
CAUGGGGUUUUGCAUCUGCAUACACCGGUAGGUCUGUCGGCCUGGGUCUACGGCGCGUCGCGGCGGAGAGGGUUUACCUGCGUCGGAACGGGAUAGAGCUUCCAAGCUAUUACGGCGUCUGCAUUUCGCCCUAAUUUAUUGAUAGUUAAGCACGAUGACUCCUGUCUCAUCUAAGCUUCAUACAGAUGAUGUGAGUCUGUUAAUGGUGUCAAUCGACACCAACCCGUUCUUUUGGAACUCUAUGAAAUCCGCUCUUCCAUUCUCGAGGUUUCUGUCCCAUGUGCUGGCCUUUCUGAAUUCAAUUCUUUUGCUGAACCAACUAAACCAAGUGGUUGUAAUAGCAACAGGUUACAAUUCCUGUGGCUACAUAUUUGAUUCCUCAACCUCACAGAUACAAGAUCAACGUGCCGAGAAUUUGCUGCAGAAAUUGGAGGAGUUUGUAGAGAAGGAUGAGGCUCAAUGUCGGGAGGAUUCGGUUGAUGGUCCUGGGUUCUCUCUGCUUUCUGGCUCCCUCUCAAUGGCUCUGUGUUAUAUUCAGAGAGUGUUUCGGUCAGGGCCACUUCACCCACAGCCUAGGAUAUUGUGCUUACAUGGAUCUCCAGAUGGACCUGGACAAUAUGUUGCCGUCAUGAAUUCGAUUUUUUCUGCUCAGCGCUCAAUGGUUCCUAUAGAUUCAUGUGUAAUAGGAGCUCAGCACUCUGCCUUCCUGCAGCAGGCUUCGUAUAUAACUGGGGGUGUUUAUCUGAAGCCUCAAUUGUUGGAUGGACUAUUUCAGUAUCUUUUGACAGUUUUUGCUACUGAUUUAUAUUCUCGUGGCUUUUUACAACUUCCUCGACCUGCUGGAGUAGACUUUCGGGCCUCGUGCUUUUGCCACAAGAACACAAUCGAUAUGGGCUACAUAUGUUCUGUUUGUUUAUCCAUUUUCUGCAAGCAUCAGAAGAAAUGCACUACCUGUGGAUCGGUUUUUGGCGAGGCUCAAGUGCAGGACUCGUCGACGACAGCCGAGCGCAAGCGGAAAGCUCCAUAAGUUGUUUAGAUCUUAGUUCAGAUUACAGAAUCACAUGGAGGUAAUUCUUGUAUUGUGCUUUUAUAUGUUAUACUGCAACUCUAAUGGGUUUAAUCUAAUUUUUUUGAAUGUUCUUUGUUC